CCGCCGCCGCCGCCAGCAACAAGUCGGGUGAGUGCGGCGACCUUGCGGGCGGCGAGGCCCGCGCCGAGCCCGGCCCGGCCCCGCCCGCUCCGGCGAGGCCCGUGCGGCGGCCGAGGCGAGCGGAGCCCUCUGAGCCGCGCCGGGCGGAGCCGCCGGGGCCGGGCCGCUGGAGCGCCGCGCCGGGCGGGCGCGUCCCCGGGCGGAGAUGGCGCGGCACCCCUGAGGGAUCGCCGGGAAAGUUUCCCAAGUUUCCCCGUCGGGCGCGGACGCGGGCUGUUCCCUCCCGGCGAGGAAUGCAACAGACGGCCCGCGAUGAAGGCGGGCACCCCUGGCCGGAGCCGCUCGGCAGCGUCAGCCUCCCCUUCCGCUGCCCGCGAUGCGGCGACCACACCAGGUUCCGGAGCCUGUCGUCCCUGCGGGUGCACCUGGAGUACAGCCACAGCUUCCAGGAGAGCAGCCUGCUGGCCAGGAGCAGCCUGUUCUCGCCGCUGAAGGAUGCGGAGCUGGUGUCCCCGCCGGAGCCCGCGCCCCAGGGCAGCCCGGGGAGCCCCGGCGGCUCCGCGGGGCCCUUCCUGAACUUGGGCGGCGCGUCCUGCGGGAGCGGGAAGGGCGGGCAGCCGCGGGAGCUGCCCGCGGAGCGCCCGGGAGCCUACCUGGCCAACUGUGUGUCGGCUGAGUCUCCCAGCGAGCAGGUGUCCAAACCCGGGCUCCCGGCCACUGACUCCAAAGCCUCCUUCGAGGCACAUGUCCGGGAAAAGUUUAACAGGAUGGUGGAGGCCGUGGACAAAACGAUCGAGAAGCGGAUCGACAAGCUUACCAAAGAGCUGUCCCAGAAGACGGCGGAGCUGCUGGAGGUGCGGGCGGCGUUCGUGCAGCUGUCCCAGAAGAAGCAGGAGGUGCAGCGGCGGGAGCGGGCCCUGAGCAGGCAGGUGGAUGUGGCCGUGGAGAUGAUCGCAGCCCUAAAGCAGCGGCUCAGCGAGUCCGAGGAGGAGCUUCACCGCAAAGAGGAAGAAGUUGUUACUUUCAACCACUUCCUGGAAGAAGCAGCAGAAAAAGAAGUGCGGGGGAAAGCCAGGCUGCAGCACUUCAUCGAGAACCUGUUGCAGCGCGUGGAUCUGGCGGAGAGGCAGCUGGAGUAUUACCAAAAUCAGCAGAUGGUGUGCCACCACACCGACGGCAGCGAGCACGUGUUUACAGACAUUUCAUUAAAUAAGAAACCCAGAUGCCUGAGCCGAGGAAGUCAACACGCUUCAUAUAACAUGCCUGAUGCAAAGCCUCAUUCCUUUCAGAAAGGAAGAAUCUUGUUGAAAAAGGCAAAGGAUGAAAAGACCAGCUUGCAGCCAGUAAAAUGCUUCUAUGAACCUGUUGAUUGCCCAAGGGAGAUAUGGAGAGCACAAAAGAAGGGUGAACCAGUCUGCUCUGCCAGGAAAGUGAGCUCAAAAUCAAAGAUGAGUAAAAAGGCCAAGCCGCUACAGGAGCGGUGAGCAAUACGCAGUAACGCAGGAACUUGGCUUCGACACAACAAAUAUUGAACCAAGUUAGUCAUCCCACUUUUUCCUAUCCAUCUGCCCAUGCCAAAACAUAUCAGCUAUAAUAUAUAGAAAUAUAUACAUAUGGAAGAUUUAUAUUAUUUAGUAACGCCAUUCCCUCUUUGGGCGCCGUAAGAGAAGUGACGUUUUAUUCAGUUUACUUGGAGGUUUUUCUAUUUAUUCAUUCAUUUAUUCAUUUAUUUAUUUAGUCAUUUAUGGAGCUUAUUUUAAAUGACUGCAGUUAUCUUGCUGGGCAGUACUGUGGCUGUAUGUUUAAUUAUUUUACUGGCAGCAUGCGGCCUGGUAAUUUAUUUUCCAUCUGUGUUGUUGCCGAAGUUCAGAAGAAUCCAUUUAAUCGGCACCUAAAUAUCCAGUCUUUCAGCUUAGGUUGUUGUAAGAUCAAUGACUAACUGUUACCUGCACAGACAGAUGCAAAAAGCCUACUUGAGUUGCCUGAAGGCUGUUUACAGCAGUAGAUUGCUACCCUGGAUUUCCUGAUAUAGGCCCAGUCUGACACAUUUCCAUGUUGUAUUGGAUACAUUAAACCACUCAAUCUUACCAGCAGCCACACUGUUCUGUUGGUACAAGUUUGGGCUCCUCUGGUGUCACUUAACAAGGAAACCAGAAGCUGGUACUGCAGCUCUGACAAGCCCAGACCCAAUUGAGCCAGAGGAGUUUCAGUGCCAAGAGCCAGUGGCAGGUUGUCAGCUGUGGCACAGUGAGUGACAGGCU
Messenger RNA from Empidonax traillii (willow flycatcher), 2261 nucleotides. RefSeq names its product zinc finger protein 365 (gene ZNF365). Lineage: Eukaryota; Metazoa; Chordata; Aves; Passeriformes; Tyrannidae. The record is from RefSeq and is a predicted model, not a curated record. The coding region runs from base 294 to 1484 and encodes 396 amino acids. The transcript is spliced from 4 exons. Gene Ontology annotation, biological process: telomere maintenance; regulation of DNA strand resection involved in replication fork processing; regulation of double-strand break repair via homologous recombination. Gene Ontology annotation, cellular component: centriolar satellite.